Molecule: messenger RNA, 7740 nt
Organism: Pantherophis guttatus
Lineage: Eukaryota; Metazoa; Chordata; Lepidosauria; Squamata; Colubridae
Gene: SLC9A1
Product: solute carrier family 9 member A1
Biological process (GO): potassium ion transmembrane transport; regulation of intracellular pH; sodium ion import across plasma membrane
Cellular component (GO): plasma membrane
Molecular function (GO): potassium:proton antiporter activity; sodium:proton antiporter activity
Source: RefSeq, a predicted model, not a curated record
GUCCUUGUCUCGGCAUAGAGCGGGCUAAGGCAGCAGGCGGGAGGAGCGUUUCCUCCGGCCGCGCUUCGGUGGGAGCCCCGGAGGGGAGGAGCAGCCUGGCCAGGAGGAGCUCGCCCCGCUGCGGCCGCACGAGGAUCCGGAACAAGCUCAGCUUCCUUCUUCCCAAGCCCUCCGUGCCUGCCGCCGCCGCUGCCUCCUCCUGGCCUGCCGGCUGGUUGCCUGCCUCCUGAAGCCACCCCGCCCCGCGAGGCGUCCUCUUCUUCUUCUUCUUCUUCUUCUUGCAGGUCGUCAGAAAGCGGCCUGACUGCUGCGGUUUGCCUGGCUUUUUUCUUUCUUUGGCUCUCCCGAUUGCUCGCUUCUUCCGACCAACCUGCCCUUUCCCACCCACCCACCCGGCCGCCGCUGCCGCCCCCCUUCUCCUGGCCCGGCUCUUUCUGCUGCUGCUGCUGGUGGUAGUAGUAGUGCUGGGGGACUCCCUCCUGCUCCCAGCCGGCCCUUCCGACCUGCCCCGCUCAGCUGUCCUUGGAGGUGAGGUGAAGUGUAACAGUAAGGGAUCCGGGAGGUCAUCUAGCCCAACCCCCGACCUUAUACGAGGGGAUUCGAACCUGCCGAACCCGCCGAUCUUUCUGCUCGACAAGCUCAGGGGUCUUUAGCCUCUGAGCCACCUUAAGUCAGGCCCAAGUUGAAGACCGCUCGCGGAUUUAAGGCACACCGGGUGGAUGAUCGGCUUGCGGUUCGCCGGCUGAGCGCCGCCACCCUUGGAUCUGAACGCUCUCGUCCUCCUCGCCCCGCAGAGACGGUCCCCCCCGAGGCAGGGAAAGGCGCAACCGGCCGCCCUCACCCCCCAGUCCUCAACUGGCCCUUUCCUAAUUAUGAGCGCUGCUUCCUCCGAUCGAGCGCCGCUUCGGGUGGAUUUCUCCGGGCUCCGGUCGGUCGGGGGCCUUCGCUGAUUCCGCAGACCCCCCCCACCCCCCUCCAUCCACCCCCGGCCUCCAAUGAAGCCUUGAUCGCCAGGCGGGGUCGUCGGAAAUCCACCCCCCACCCCACCUCCCCUUCUCUCUCGUCUUGCCUCCUGCUUUUCCCGGGCGGGAAACGUUGAAGAGCAACAUGCCGGCGCAAUGCCCGGAGAGGCCCCGCUGUUCCUUCCGCGCUUUGCCUUUCCUCUUUGGCGCAGCUGCCCUGCUGGGGCUGCUGCCGGUGCUUCGGAGCUCCGGUUCGGAUACUCCCAUGGGGAUCACGCCGCAGCCCAGCUUGGUGACCGAAGGCAUCACCGCCUCUCCGCCGGUUCCCGCCGAGAGCCCCCCCGACACCGGACACCCCAAGAACGUUUCCACCAACGGGCACGGCAAGCAUCGGAAACUUUUCCCGGUCCUGGCUCUUCAGUACGAAAAGGUGCACGUGCCCUUUGAGAUUACGCUCUGGAUCUUGCUGGCCUGCUUGAUGAAACUAGGAUUCCACGUGAUUCCAACCCUUUCCAGCAUAGUUCCUGAGAGCUGCUUACUCAUUGUCGUAGGACUGCUGGUUGGUGCACUCAUUAAAGCCGUGGGAGAAACCCCUCCAGUCCUAAAUUCCGAAGUCUUCUUCCUCUUCCUCCUCCCACCCAUCAUCCUGGACGCUGGUUACUUCUUGCCCUUGCGCCAAUUCACUGAGAACGUGGGCACCAUCUUGAUUUUCGCGGUGAUUGGGACAUUAUGGAAUGCUUUCUUCGUAGGGUCUCUGAUGUACGCCGUGUGCCGGAUAGGUGGUCCUCUUUUAUCAGACAUUGGCCUCUUGGACAACCUGCUCUUUGGCAGCAUCAUCUCCGCGGUGGACCCUGUGGCUGUGCUGGCUGUAUUUGAGGAGAUUCACAUCAAUGAACUUUUGCACAUCUUGGUGUUUGGCGAGUCGUUGCUGAAUGACGCCGUUACUGUGGUUCUCUACCACCUUUUCGAAGAGUUUGCCACCUUUGAGAAAGUCACCCUCACGGACAUCGUCCUGGGCUUCCUGAGCUUCUUUGUGGUAGCCCUGGGGGGCAUCUUUGUCGGGGUUGUCUACGGCAUCAUCGGAGCCUUCACCUCCCGCUUCACCUCCCACAUCCGGGUCAUCGAACCUCUUUUCGUCUUUCUGUACAGUUACAUGGCAUAUCUGUCUGCAGAAGUCUUCCACCUGUCAGGCAUCAUGGCGCUGAUUGCUGCAGGGGUGGUGAUGCGUCCUUAUGUGGAGGCCAAUAUCUCCCACAAGUCCCACACAACCAUCAAAUAUUUCCUGAAGAUGUGGAGCAGCGUCAGUGAGACCCUUAUCUUCAUCUUCCUUGGUGUCUCCACCGUGGCUGGGAAGCACCACUGGAACUGGGCCUUCGUCAUUUGCACCCUGAUUUUCUGCUUGAUUGCCAGGGUUUUAGGUGUGUUGGGGUUGACAUGGUUCAUCAACAAAUUUCGCAUUGUGAAGUUGAGCCCGAAGGAUCAGUUCAUCAUUGCCUAUGGUGGCUUGCGAGGGGCCAUCGCCUUCUCUCUUGGCUACCUCCUGGAACAUCAGCAUUUCCCAAUGCGAGACAUGUUUCUCACAGCGAUCAUCACAGUGAUAUUCUUCACAGUCUUUGUGCAGGGUAUGACCAUCCGCCCUCUGGUGGAUCUUCUGGCGGUGAAAAAAAAGCAGGAGACCAAGAGGUCCAUUAACGAGGAAAUUCACACUCAGUUUCUGGAUCAUCUCUUGACGGGGAUUGAGGAUAUAUGCGGCCACUAUGGGCAUCAUCACUGGAAGGACAAGCUAAACCGUUUCAACAAGAAAUAUGUGAAGAAGUGCCUGAUUGCUGGGGAAAGAUCCAAAGAGCCCCAGUUGAUUGCCUUCUAUCAUAAGAUGGAGAUGAAGCAAGCAAUUGAGUUGGUGGAAAGUGGAGGGAUGGGCAAGAUCCCCUCGGCCGUCUCCACCGUUUCGAUGCAGAAUAUCAAUCCAAAAACAUUGCCGAUAGAACGCAUUUUGCCAGCUCUGUCCAAGGACAAAGAGGAAGAGAUUCGAAAGAUCCUGCGCAACAACUUGCAAAAAACCAGGCAGAGGUUGCGGUCAUAUAAUCGACACACCUUGGUAGCAGAUCCUUAUGAAGAAGCCUGGAACCAGAUGUUGCUGAGAAGACAGAAGGCUCGGCAGCUGGAACAGAAGAUGAACAACUACCUGACGGUGCCAACACAUAAAAUAGAUUCACCAACCAUGUCAAGGGCACGCAUUGGUUCAGACCCUCUUGCUUAUGACCCGAAGCCGGAUUCUGAGAAUGUCCCCAUCAUAACCAUUGACCCAGCGUCCCCCCAGUCGCCGGAGUCGGUUGACUUGGUGAACGAGACCCUGAAAGGGAUAAAUCACCUUCCGCCCUCCCCAGAGGAAGAUGAAGAUGAGGAGGGGCUGAUCAUGAAGGUCAAAGAGCCAUCUUCUCCAGGCACAGAUGACGUCUUCACUCCUGGGACAGGCGACAGUCCGAGCAACCAACGGAUGAUGAGAUGCCUGAGUGAUCCAGGGCCUCGGCCAGAUCCUGAAGAGGGGGAGCCCUUUAUCCCCAAAGGGCAGUGAGCCCCGAUAUGCACUACUUAGACCUAACCUGUAGGGGAGGCUUUUGCACUCCUGUGCAAAUUACACACGCCCAGUUAUGCCAAUCUCUAUUUCUUUGUGUCUUUCUCUUCUCUGUUUCUUUCUCUUCAGUGCGGGAGCUUUGCUUAGAAGGCAGCAGAGAGCAUCUAAAUGGAACAUAUUUUGUGACCGGAGGCAAUAGAACUAGAAUCAACCCAGAUUCCAUAUCCAAAGUUGGGAACGCCAAUCAUUCUAUCCGGAGAUUAUCUCCUCCUGGAUAGUAGCAUGCUCUGACUCAUCGUUGCCUUUUCUCCACUGGCAACUGCACAUUCUCAUUUCCUUCAGAGAAACACCUGUACUAUAAUUCCCUCCUCCCAGUUUUGAAACACAUCAGAAGAACUGAGGACCUUUGGGUGUGCUCAGAUAUAUCAGAUGGUGCUGCAGGGAUGUCCUGCGUAGGUAUUGGAUGAUCAUAGGCACAGGUUUCUAAGAUUUUCUUUAUUUUUAUUUUUUUUAAAUCUGAGCCACUGGUUGACCCCGAAAAUAAGACCCUGUCUUAUAUUUUUUUGAACCCUGAAAUAAGUGCUUGGCCUUAUUGCCAUGUACUCAAAAUCAUGAUUGGGCUUAUUAUCAGGGGAUGUCUUAUUUUGGGGGAAACAGGGUAGUUUCCAUCCUCAACUGUAAGGCCAUGUUUCCUCUUUAUCUUUUCUUCUAAGCAGUAAGAGUUUAUGAGUUUAUUUUUGGUGGGCUUCUAUUUAAAUCCCAUAAGCCAUAGAUCAGGGGUCUCCAAACUUGGCAACUUUAAGCCUUGUGGACUUCAAUUCCCAGAAUUCCUCAGCCAGCAAAGCUGGGAAUUGAAGUCCACAAGUCUUAAAGUUGCCAAGUUUGGAGACCCCUGCCAUAGAUAAUUGUUCAAAAUUGUUGGCGUUCCAAAUCUAGGAUCACGGGUUUUGCCUUAUUUUAUGCUUGUAAUGGUAUUUCCCCCCACCCCCAAUCUUUUAUUUGAUACAAAUGAGCAGGUUAACCGUAACCAAAGAUUGCUCUUGUACCAAUUUUGAAUCUACGGCUAAGGAGGCAUGGGCACGGGAUGCCCAGCUCUCUGCUUAGCUGAUUGGGUAACUGGCCAUCCAAACGAGAAGCUGACAAAGGUUCUGCAAAUGGAUUGGGCCACUCUUCUCACAGGGAAUUGUAUAGCAUUGCAGUCCAGCACAUCUGGAGGGCGCCAGGAUGAAGAUCCCUCCUAUAUGUGUCUUUCUCUUGGCUGGCUCACUCCUCAUUGUCCUUGCCUGAAGCUGGGAGAUUUCAGUAAAAACAUGUGUUCACACAGCCCACGUACAACUCCAAAGGCAUGUUUUGACCAAAGAUGAAUAUGUGGUUGUACAUAUAAGAUUGCUUUAUUUUAUUUUAUUUUAUUUUAUUUAGUUUUUAACAAUAGGGUAAUCAUUUCUUGAAGAGAUUCUAAAUUCCGUGAAAGACACUAGGAUGCCAGUGAAGAACUAUUCUACUACCAUAUAUCUGGGGACAGUGAUAGUAUGCUUAUGACACAGGUUCCCUCUCUUUCUUUUUUUUGCCUGAAAAGCUUCAAUUUUUCCCUGCUUGUAAGUUGAGAGUGUGAAACAACAUUAGGUGACUGGUUUCGGCCUUGCCGUCUAGCAAUAUCAGGCAUAGAGAAGACGAGAUGCUACCUAGCCUUCUCUCCUUUUAUCAAUAUCAAUCUCAGUCAGAAUAAUUCUGUCUUUUCUUCCCCAUCCUUUUCUUUUCUGGUCCUCGGUGCUACUUGGGUUUAUUCUGCUCUCCAUCCAAUCUUCAUUCUCCAAAAUUCAUUCAUUUUAAUUCCAUAAUGGGCAUCUUCUUUCUAGAAGGUGGCCUUCUAAUCAAUAAAAGAUAAUCUGUCAUAAAUCGAGAUCUAAUCAGAAUAGAGCUGGAGGGGACCUUGGAGGUCUUCUAGUCCAACCCGUUUGCUCAAGCAGGAGACUCUACACCAUUUUAGACAAAUGGCUGUCCAGACUCUUUCCUUAUAAUUUCUGUCUCCAUCUGGGUUUCUGAGACUUCAACCUCAGUCUUCUCUCUCCGUUCCUCCCAAAUCACAUUUGAAUUGUGCCAUGGUUAUUCCAGAGUCAGGGAUAAAUACAUUGUAUGUAAUAGCAAGGCUCACAUUCCUGGAAAUGGCAGGAAUCGGGUUUUUAUAUCAGGGUCUGGGCUGCUACAAACGGAUGGAGCGGCCUGCAGAGCAAGCAGCUUCUUUUGAAUCCUUUGCAAUGAGGAGGAGGAUGGAGGAGACGAAUGCUGGUUCCUGCUUCGUUCCUGUUUUGUUUUAGUCUAAAACAGGGGUCCCCAAACUUGAGGAACAGGGGUCCUCAAAUUGUACGUUUUAGACCAGAGGUCUUCAAACUUGGCAGCUUUAAGACAUGUGGACUCCAAUUCCCAGAAUUCUCCAGCCAGCUGGCUGGAGAAUUCUGGGAGUUGAAGUCCACAAGUCUUAAAGCUGCCAAGUUUGAAGACCUCUGGUCUAAAACGUACAGUUUGAAUGAGGCUGUAAUCAGUCCGGACCCUACCACUUUUUCAGAUCGCAGGGGGGAGGGGACACGAUAGAACGCUUCCCUGCAUAGAGAAUAAAAGUUCUGCAUGUAGAAAACCCCUAGGUUGGGGAAGGAGGUUCUUCUGGCCUUGCUUUCUUCCAAUGACAUGCAAGGCGUUUUAAUUGUAUGGAAAAGCAUUGAAUAAUGCCCCUUUCCAGAAUCAACCAACUUGAUUAUGGUCCACAAUGACCUUGACUAUAACCUGCCACUUCUUUGUGGUGGCCCUUAGCCAAAGAUAACCUUCCUUGUUCAGGGUUUUACAUAGUCCCUGUUGUUUAGACCAGAAGUAGAGAGUAGGAAAGUCCAAGAAAGAGGCAGAUUGUAACGUCUAUUUCUGCUUUCUCCAACAUGAUGCUCACCAGAUGUUUGGGUCCAACACCUCUCAGCCUCGGCUCAUGCUCUCUGUGACAAAAUACAGACAAGAGGGGUGGUCCAAAACAUCUGAAGGCCUCUAGGAUUGGGGAGUAUUGCAGUUUCUACUAUAUGAGCCGCGGUGGCGCAGUGGUUAGAGUGCAGUACUGCAGGCUACUUCUGCCGGCUGCCUGCAAUUUGGCAGUUCAAACCCCACCAGGCUCAAGGUUGACUCAGCCUUCCAUCCUUCCGAGGUGGGUCAAUGAGGACCUGGAUUGUUGAGGGCGAUAGGCUGACUUUGUAAACCGCUUAUAGGGGGCUGUAAAGCGGUAUAUAUGUCUUAAGCGCUAUUGCUGUUGCUAUCUCUGGAUAGGGAGGUGUAGCACAGCUCUUCACAAAGGGAGCAGGGCCCCAAUCCUCUCCGGUAUAGGGCUCUCGUCCUGCCCUGCUUUUAUCUCUCUGUCCAGUUAUCCCAAAGCGAGACAAGUCGCCUGCUGGUUUGUUUUUGUGAAGAGUGUGUACAUUGAAACUUCUGGUGAGGGAGGGGACGUAUAAGAAGACAGUGCGUCUUUGGUAUCCGCUCUCCACGGUAGAUACCAACUCUGGUUUAUUCUUGAGUCUGAUCGAAAGCUUUUUUCAAGGAUCGUACUCUGUUACAGAGCCAUGCUAGUGCCUGCUGAUUUUUUUUCAGUAGUACAUAGCCGUCCCUUCCUCCUCCGGCCUACCCUACACCCCACCCACCCCCACCCCCUACCAUGAAGGGGGCGUUUCCUCCCUCUGCCCCUGUGCUGUGCCUUUUUAGCCAUACAGUGUCUGCCUGUGGAAAAUGGUGUUGUGCAAUUUUUGCCUGUUUGUCUGGCCACCAUCCGGGCCCCUCUGGGAGGGCUCCUGGCACUCCCGUGCACCCUUCCAUCCAAACAGCGAUGAGCUCCCGUCUCUCUCUCUCUCCCUCCCCGCCCAUCACCCUUUGGUGCAACUCACCCCUUCCUCUGGGCUGGAAGACCUUUGCACAGCACGGGUGGGGGCGGGCAAAAAGGGAGCUCAGCCAGCUUGCUUUUUCACAGUUCUGUAUUCUCAACUUAAGCUGGGCUUUGCCUCUUGUUCUCUGCUUCAGGCCAAGCGGGAACCAGUGGCCUUCAGUAGCCUCUAUGUGCUUUCAUGUACAAUACUGUCUCCGCUAGGAGCCGUUUAAAGCAAUGAAUCUAUUGUAUAAAAUAUUGUGUAAAGAGAGUCUUUUUACAUAAAUAUUCUAAUAAAUGAAUGUUUUAAUUUUUAA